Messenger RNA from Helianthus annuus (common sunflower), 1606 nucleotides. RefSeq names its product anthocyanidin 3-O-glucosyltransferase 2. The record is from RefSeq and is a predicted model, not a curated record. The transcript has a single exon. NCBI's taxonomy places the organism in Eukaryota, Viridiplantae, Streptophyta, Magnoliopsida, Asterales, Asteraceae. Gene Ontology annotation, molecular function: UDP-glycosyltransferase activity. The coding region runs from base 21 to 1481 and encodes 486 amino acids.
AAACUCAAAAUCCACCAUUAAUGGCUAACAACACAUUUGCAGAGCUUGUGUUCAUCCCUGCACCAGCGGUUGGUCAUAUUAUGUCCACCAUCGAGAUGGCAAAACUACUCUUGAACCGUGACCAAACCCUCUCAGUAACCCUUCUUAUCAUAAACCCUCCUUACUCUGUAUUACCUCUCACCACCUACAUCGAAUCGUUGGCUAAAAACGCUAUCGAACGCAUGCGAUUCAUCAAACUCCCUCAAGAUCAAUCACCACCAAAGCUCGACUCGAAUGCUCCCUUUGUUAUGUCAUUCUAUGAGUUCAUCAACAGUCAUUGCAAAUAUGUCAGAAAUAUAUUAGAGGACGCGAUAAAUCAAACUAGUUCACGUAGUAGGGUGGUUGGGUUGGUUGUUGACAUAUUAUGCACUGGCAUGAUAGAUGUGGCUAAUGAAUAUAAUCUUCCAACAUAUGUGUACUUCACUUCGAAUGCUGCUUUUCUUGGCUUUAAGUUGCAUUUCGAGACGCUUUUUGUGGAUCAGAAGCAAGAUCUCAUUGAGCUGGCUAACUCGGAAGGUGAGAUAGUUAUUCCGAGUUUCGUUAAUCCGGUGCCAAUGAAGGUUUUUCCGGAGGUGUACCGGAAACAAGAGGGGUUGGACUUUCUGAUAAGUGCUAUUGGGAGAAUGAGAAAGGCUAAAGGGAUCUUGAUUAAUACGUUCCUGGAGUUGGAAACACACGCGAUCAAUUCGUUUUCGGGGACUAACUUCCCGCCUGUGUAUCCGGUGGGACCCAUACUCAAUCUAGACGGGGUAGGGGAAAAACCCGAUGACACAGAUGUAUUUAGAUGGUUGCAGAGUCAACCGCCGUCCUCAGUGGUAUUAUUAUGUUUUGGGAGUACGGGAGGUUUUGACGAGGCCCAAGCGAAGGAGAUAGCACGUGGUUUGGAACAAAGUGGUCAUCGAUUUGUGUGGUCCAUGCGCCGACUGCCACCACCCGAGCAAUCAUUGAAAGUGCUCCCUGACGAUUUUGAUGACCCUCGAGGGGUGUUGCCAGAUGGGUUCCUGGAGCGCACCUCGGGAAUAGGGAAGGUGAUUGGAUGGGCCCCACAGGUGUCGUUGUUGGCACAUGAAGCUGUGGGGGGAUUUGUGUCCCACUGCGGGUGGAACUCGAUGUUAGAAAGUUUGUGGUUCGGUGUACCGACGGCUACAUUGCCAAUGCUUUGGGAGCAACAAAUGAAUGCGUUUGAAAUGGUAGUGGAGUUGGGAUUGGCAGUUGACUUGAAACUUGAUUACAAGAUCAAUGUGCUCAAUUCGGAGGGCGAUGUGGUCAUUGUGACAGCAGAGGAGAUAGAGAGGGGGAUAAGACGACUAAUGGAGAAUAAAGAGGUCAGAACAAAAGUGAAAGAGAUGAGUAAAAUGAGCAGAGAAACGGUGGCUAAGGGUGGUUCAUCAUAUUCUUCCGUUGGUUACUUUCUUAAGGAAAUCAUGAGUAAUGUCAUAUGAGUUUGGAAAUUUGUAUGAGUCAUACAACUUCUUAUUAGCACAUAUCUGAAAGGUUAUUUCUUAAUUUCCUUUAAGUGUAAUAAUGCUAUGAAUUGUAUACCUCUUAAAACGAGAUGUCGAAUUGG